This is a messenger RNA of Propithecus coquereli (Coquerel's sifaka), 778 nucleotides long. RefSeq names its product bolA family member 1 (gene BOLA1). The record is from RefSeq and is a predicted model, not a curated record. Gene Ontology annotation, cellular component: mitochondrion. The transcript is spliced from 2 exons. NCBI's taxonomy places the organism in Eukaryota, Metazoa, Chordata, Mammalia, Primates, Indriidae. The coding region runs from base 82 to 495 and encodes 137 amino acids.
GUCAGCGCUGCAUUUUUCCCGGAACGUCAGGAGUCCUGAUCCAGAGCUGAAAUUGCAGUAGCCGAGGCCAAGCGGCAGCUGAUGCUGAGUGGGCGGCUGGUCCCGCGCCUUGUCUCCAUGGCUGGCAGCGUCUGUUUGUCCCGGACCAGCGCGGGAUCCGGAACCAUCGGUCCGGUGGAGGCCGCCAUUCGCGCCAAGUUGGAGCAGGCCCUGAGUCCCGAGGUGCUGGAGCUUCGCAACGAGAGUGGCGGCCAUGCGGUCCCACCGGGCAGCGAGACGCAUUUCCAAGUGGCGGUGGUGAGCUCUUGUUUCGAGGGACUGAGCCCCUUGCAACGGCACAGGCUGGUACACGCGGCCCUGUCCGAGGAGCUGGCCGGGCCGGUCCAUGCGCUGGCCAUCCAGGCGCGGACCCCUGCCCAGUGGAGGGAGAACCCUCAGCUGGACUCCAGCCCUCCCUGCCUGGGUGGGAACAAGAAAACUCGAGGAACGCCCUGAACCCAAGAGAGGGAGGACCAGGAUCGACUGGGCUGGGUGAGAAUGAACUACUGAGGCCUUCCCCUCAAUAUAGUCCAGAAUUUGUAAGGGGCGAGGAUCCCUGGGCCCCAUUCUUUUGGAGUCCCUACGUAUUCUCCAGAAUAGCAGCUCGUUUCAGGUCAAAGAUAAACCAAGGAAAGAGCAGCGUCACUUACUACUGUUCUUGCCCAGUUGUUCCAUGUUAUUAAUAAAUUGUGACUAAGGAACUGCAUCAGACCUGAUGAAUUGGAAAUAAUUCUGUACA